GAUGAGUUGCUGUUCUAGAUCAUGGCAUCACGAUUAACUUUAAUUUCGGUAACUGCUGAAAGUGGGCAGGUUGUUUGUUUGUUAUGCAGUGUUGGACUUAUAGCUUUGCUAUAUAGGUUGAUCCAUAUAUCUCUAGAUUUUUGGACUGGUAUACCGUUUUUAAAGUUUACCUUUUGAGAAGUAAGGCGAUUUUAUCUUUUUUCAUUACUCCAUCAUAAGAGACAAUGAAUUUGAUACCUCUAUGUUUAGUACUGUUUGAUGUACUCCUUUCAACAAAUUCGCAGAUUUUACGGGAUAGGAGAUUUUUUAACUUGAGGAACAGGCCACUUCGGAGGUUCCCCCCAUUCCCACCACCAGGGGGUAUCGCUCCAUUCCCCCCACCGGGGGGCAUUUCCCCAUUUCCACCACCGAGGGUCAUCAAUCCAAGGCCUUCCUUUUCACAGGGAGGUGUAACUUUAAGAGGCGCCAUCAACCAGCCUCGACAGUUAUUGACCAAUACCAGAAUCGGCAGGACUAUUUCUGGACGUCAAAGGUCAGGCAGGGGUUUUAAUCUAAGUAACAGACCGACUAGUCAGACCCUUGUCAGGCCCCCGUUUGGUGCAGCUCAACAGCCGCUACCUAAUGUACGAAACGAUCGUUUCCCAAACUCAUUCACGGAUCGGAAUCAAAACAGAUUUUUAAGAACUGUUGUUAAUACCAAUGAUUUAAAUACAUUGCGAAAAAACGUUCCCCCUUUUCAACAAAUGAGAAUUAUUCCACAGUUUCCAACUGAUUUAUUCGCCCGAAGAAAUUCACCAUCCGCUCCAUCUGUCAUUAGACCAUUUGGUCGGUUAUCUGCACAAAAUUUCCGAUCAAAUUCUCCUAUAUCUUCUUUAUCUGGUUCAACUGAUAAUUCUCAAAUUUUUAGACAACAACAACAGCAGCAGCAGCAACAACAGCAACAACAGCAGAAACAACAACAGCAGAAACAACAACAGCAACAACAAAAAGAUGUACAGCGUCAGAGAUAUGAACAAUCUCUAAUAAAGAGACAACAGGCUUUACAGAAGGUUUUGCAACAACAGCAGCAGCAGCAACAAAAACAACAACAACAGAAUAUGAAACAACAAUCAAUAUCUGCGCCCCAGGAAGUUGGUAACGGAGAAACUACCAUCCCAAAAGCCGAAAUUACUGACACACUGAUCACAAUUAAAGAUGAACAUGGAAAUGUCAUCGAUGAACAAAUGUUUCCAAACGAAUCAAGCGACGAAACUAUUGAAAAAUAUAUAUCUGAAGUAUCCGCUAAUUACACAGAUCAAGUGAGACAGAAAACUAGAACGGCCACUGGCACCGGACUAGGAACUUUCGGUAACUCGGCGUCUGCGCCGAUUGGUAGUAGACAGGAAAAGUCCAAUCCUACGCCAGGAGACGAAGGUAAUCCAACAUUGAUUACAGUUAAAGAUGAAGAAGGAAAUGUCAUGGGCGAGAGGUUGUUUCCAAAGGGAACAAGCGACGCAACAAUUGAACAGUAUAUAUCUGAAAUAUCCGCUAACUACACAAAUCAGGUGAAACAGGGAACUGGAGCGGCCCCUGGCAAUGGGCUAGGAACUUUCAGUAACACGGCGUCUGCGCAGAUCGAUGGUUGAGAAACAGCCGCUAUUGGAACAAGCAUCCAAACUGUCCCCUUCUGCCGGUUAGUUACGCUAUAACGAGCUAUCUAUCAGAUUUUAUAGACAGGAUGUGCGAUGAUAUCCAUUCAGUGAUGUCUAUAUUUACUAUUUUAAUGUAUUUUGCAUGUCUCAAUUAACGUGAUAAUGUGUUUGUAAUUCAUCUUUACAAAUACAGAUGAUCCUCCUGUGAAACUAUUAGUCAACAUAUGUCAUAAAAUUUGUUCCAAGAAUUCAACAAAAAUUUUCUUCGACUCAUUAGAUAUACACCAUUUGAACUACGUCUCCCUUUUGACGUGAAUUUCACUGGAACAAAAAUAUAUUUUAUAAAAGUUCAAAGGAGGAUUCGCAUUAUGCGCCGUGUAUUAACAUUAUUACGUGUUCUGUUACAUGUACUAUUAUAUAUUGCAUGUAAAAUAAUAUAACUAACUUUAAAAGCUGGCUUUAUAGGUUCUAGAAAAGUAGUUGACUCUGAGAGCUAGCUAAGUACAGUAGGACAAUGAAUGGUCAUCGGAAAGUCCAAUAUUUCACUGGAAGGUGAGAGAAGACUUUCCAGGAACCAGUUCAUUUUAGAUAAUGUGAUACAGCUCUGAUGAUGGUAAUAAUAUCGAUACGAGCAUUAAAUUAUGCUCUAUAUGUUUAAUUUAGUUACAUGAACGUCUAUUUGGGAAAGUCUUUAGAGGCAAUCUUCUAUAGAUGACAUAAGAUGUGUUUAAUGCUGAAUGACUUGGCAUUCUGUAGAUUUUAUGGGCUUUGUGUUUGUUUGCUAAGUACUGAAUGACUACACAUUCUCUAUAUGCCAUGUGCUUAGCGCUGAAAAUCUCAGCAUUUUUUAGAUGCCUUAUAAAUCUACAUAGUACUUGAGUACCUAAAUAUCAUAAUUAACAAGGCGUUCUUUCCGCACCGUCCUUAGUAAUUUUCAACUAUUAAAUUAAUAAAUUAAUACUGUCAAUUGAUUUUGUAGAUGAUAUGAUGCUGAUAUCAAACAUACAUACAAGUUGUGUGUUUUUAGAAGAAUAGUUGAUUGAUUCCUGAAUAUAUUUUUUGUAAUACUAGCUUUGUUAGUUAGGGUUGCUAUUUGAUUGAAAUGCUUUGAGAAAUGUGAAUAGUUUAUCCUUUGCUUAAUAAAACAAAUGAUGCUGACUUUAUUGCAUUUCUUUUAUAGCUGAAUGUUUCAGAUAGAUACAUGUAGUUUUAAAAUUGUAUGGACUGUUUUGUUUAACACUGCUCUAAAUAUGCUACUGUAUGGUUAAA
Messenger RNA from Magallana angulata, 2900 nucleotides. RefSeq names its product alpha-protein kinase 1-like. The transcript is spliced from 3 exons. The coding region runs from base 225 to 1625 and encodes 466 amino acids. The record is from RefSeq and is a predicted model, not a curated record. Lineage: Eukaryota; Metazoa; Mollusca; Bivalvia; Ostreida; Ostreidae.